Myzus persicae (green peach aphid) is the source of this 5606-nucleotide messenger RNA. Its product is annotated as follistatin-related protein 5-like. Gene Ontology annotation, molecular function: calcium ion binding; axon guidance receptor activity; cell-cell adhesion mediator activity. The transcript is spliced from 17 exons. Bases 185 to 2890 code for a protein of 901 amino acids. Gene Ontology annotation, biological process: axon guidance; homophilic cell-cell adhesion; synapse organization. Lineage: Eukaryota; Metazoa; Arthropoda; Insecta; Hemiptera; Aphididae. Gene Ontology annotation, cellular component: axon; neuronal cell body; plasma membrane. The record is from RefSeq and is a predicted model, not a curated record.
GCUUGAGCUUGAGUGGCGUUUUCAAGGAAAACACUAGUUUCCGCGACCGCGUUCUCGCACUUGGACGUAUUUAACUCGCGUCUACUUAUCGUUCAAUUUAUGGUAUAAAUAUUAAUAACCGAUAAUCUUCAAUAAUCAUGAACUUCAUUUAAACACCAAGAAGUUUUUUACUGGCUGAAGAAAUAUGAUUCGCAUAGUUUUGCCAGUUUUAUUAUUAGUGCUGAUUUCAAUAACUGCAGAUGUCAACGCCAAGAAAUCGCGGCAUCAAAGGCUUCAGGAAAUCAACGGCAGUAACACGCAGGUGCCGGUGACUGACGACGGUAUUCUGCCGCUGCCGACAGUCAAACCGGGCGACGAGUAUGUGCAGGAAUCAGGCGAAGACGUGGAAGACGAUAGUGACGACGACGAUGACGACGAAGCCGACGACGACGAUGGCGAUGAAAGCGACGAAGAGGGUGAGGAGUCAGCAGAAGUAUUGGAAAAGCAGAACCCUUGUCUCGUGCACUACUGUGGAAGAGGCGAAGAGUGUGCCGCCCUGGGCGGCGUUGCCCGGUGCAUAUGCGUGCGGAAAUGCGGUCCGGCCAAGCGCAGGGUGUGUGGCACAGACGGACGGCUGUACGACAACAGAUGUGAGCUGCACAGGUCCGGCUGUUUGUCCGGAGUCGACAUAGAGAUAGACCAUUCGUUGAAGUGUUUCAUACCUUCAGCUUCCAAGGCGAAGAAUGUUCGAAUCCUACCGAAAACCGCAGACAACGCCAUUGAACCGGAAACCAAAUCGAAAGAAGCGAAAACAUGCGAUUCCCCGCAAUACGAAAUUAUGAAGGAUAAUUUGUUGCUGAUAAAUCACGCCAAACUCAUGUAUCAAAAAAGUUGGAACGGUGGCAAGGAGUAUAUGGUCAGUGCGUUGUUCCGUUAUUUGGAUUUGGACGGCGAUGGAUUUUUGCAACGCGAAGAACUACAAAAGAUAACUAAACAGGAUAAGCUCGAUGAUAUAUCCGACGUUUGUGUUAUGUCAGACAUGAUUAGCUUUGAAGACAUGGAUAAAGAUGGACGUCUAGGUUUGAACGAAUUCUACGCAGCUUUCAGUAAACUAUACAGCUUGUCGGUGGUCACUCUGGAGAAAGCGCUCGAGAUCAAUAGAAUAUCCGCAAAGGUCGGUGACAACGUGGAAAUCCGAUGUGACGUAAGCGGCAAUCCGCCUCCUCCAAUCGUUUGGAAACGAUAUUCCGCCGAUCUAACGACCCUUGGCGACGAGGACGUGAGGGUUUUCAGCGACGGAUCGCUGUACCUCACCAAAAUACAAUUGGUCCACGCGGGGAAUUACACGUGCAGAGCUCUGAGAAACUCGGAGGUGACCCAGACGCACGUGUUGACUGUUCACACUUUGCCCGAAGUUAAAGUCACGCCUAGAAUUCAAUCUCGAAGACCAGGAGAAAAGACUUCCAUGUUUUGUCACGUAAUUGGAGAACCUUUCCCCGAGGUGGUUUGGCUGAAAAACGAAGAGCGUCUAAAGUUGGACAUGAUGCAAAAGUACAGAGUGGUCGGCAACGGAACCGAACUGAGUAUUAAUAAUAUCGAUUACGCUGACACCGGAGCUUACAUGUGCCAGGCAUCGAACACCGGUGGAGUCACCAGAGACAUAUCGUCAUUAAUCGUUCAAGAAAUUUUGACGCCUAGUGAGUAUGCCGCGCCGAAAGAAGAACGCCGGUUUUUCGCUUUUCACGACUGGGGAGUGUCUGUUUACGAGCCCACCGCUUGCCGGCUCUACCAUCAAAUCCAGUCCACGGACAUCAUACCCGGAACUCAGGAAUACGUUUGCGGAGACAAAGGUGUCAAUUGCAGCUGGGGUCAGGCUAUCAACGUGGCCAACCGUUACGUUUACGUGUCGCAGCCGCUCAAAGACAGAGUGUUGGUCAUCAGCAAGAUUCAGAUGGUCGUCGUCGACGUCGUAAUCACGGACAAAUAUCCAGUGGCUCUGCACUACGUGGCACAUCUGGAUCAAGUGUGGGUGUUGAAUUGGAGGAGCGUGUACGACGACGGCGUGAAGACGAUUCAGGUGAUUAGGGAUGCGUCUCAAAAGCGAAAACACCACACCGUCCACCCAGAACCGAUAGACGGGCAAUUCGAUUUGGUCAGAGAUUUGUUCAUGCCCACAGCACAGGACUUGAGCCACUGGUUCAAGUACGGUUAUGUGAGCCACGCCAACCAAAGAGGACUUUACAAACUGGAUUUGGCCAACAUGCGGUACAUUAGAAGUAUAGACCUGUCACCGUACAACUGCGUGCCCCGCACCCUGCAAUUUUCGUCCUUGUACGGUUUUGUCAUCAUCGAAUGCGAAGAACCGGGAACUGGACACGCAACGGGUCAGGUAAUCUUAGAUUAUUUGACCGACACAGUGGUCAACAAGAAGGCCACGGUCAGAGGAAGUCCUUUGGUUUCACCAGACAGCAGAGUCGUUGUGUCCAUCGACAAGGCCGCCGACGGUGUGACCUUGGUUGUCCAACAAGUUUUAGAAUCUGGCCUCAAAUUUUCAUUCGACGUCAAAACCACUCUAAUGAUUAGUGACAUAGCGUUCUAUCCUUCUCGAACCACACACGGGUAUGAUUUGUACGCCAGCGCCGCUGACAAAGAAGAUAUAUUGUUUCUGAAUCUAUCCAACGGUAAAGUGGAAAUGAUCACCGGCGUGGGCAAGGCCAUGCUUCAGUCGCUGACGCAAUGGGGUAACCCUAACCGUCCAAUAGCCGCUUCCGGUAUCUUCGGUCACUACAUGGUCACGCCGGCCGACGAAGCUCUGUUCGUGAUCAACGGCGAGACCCGGACGGUGAACUGCGAGAUCGGCGGUUUGGUGCAUCCCAGACUGGUCACGUGGGUCACCAUGCAGUUGCAGUGAACACAGACAGAAGACAGAACUCAAAGUUGAAAAAAAAAAUCGCGUUGUUAUUGAUUAAUUAUUAUUAUUAUUAUUACUAUUGUUGAUGCCGUCAUUAUCUCAUUAUUUCUUAUUUUCUCGCUAGGUAUGAUAAUUAUUGUACCAUCAUACCGUCGAGUUGCUUAUUAUAAACAUAUUUUUCGUUUCGUUUGUCAUGACUUACAUACUUCACACAUUAUAAUAUAGUGGUUUAGGCAUACGUUAAGUUUCAAUAUCUCAAUCGCAAUCUCAUGAAAAUUUAUCGUAACAUAAAAUAAAGCAACGAUAAUAAUAUGAUAAUAUACCUAAUAUAUAGUGCAAUGAACCCCCGAGCGCGGCUGCAGUCGACUAUCGUUCGAACACUUUUCACGUUAUUCGGACAUCAUCAUAAUAAUAAUAUGCAUAAUAUUAUAAUAAGCUUAUUUUAUUUUUUCGUGGUUUUUCGUAAUAUUUAUAUCUAGCCAAUGAGUCAAAGUUCGCAACUCAGUCGUUUUUUUGUUUUCCAAACUUUAAUAAAACUGACGGGUUUCAUCGUUUCAGUCAUUUUCCUGACUCCGAGCCAAAUAAUUUAUUAUUUUAUAUUAUUACUAAGUCGUCGUCUUCGUCUCCGUCGUUUUCGAGAUUGUCCAUAGCCUAGACGAUGAUGCACACGUAUUGAUAAUGAUGUGACUAUAAUAUUAUAUUACAAGUAGGUGUAAAUAGAGAUCGUGUGAUGGUAAAAUUUCACUAUGCGCACCAAUAACGGAUACGGUUAGGUUAUUAUUCUCUGAGCGUAUAUGGCCACAUUAUCGGUGAUGAUAUCAUUACUAUAAAAAUAAUAUAUAAUAUAUAUACUCGUUUAUAUUCGUUCGACUCGCGAUAUAUUCCUCUAUAGGGCGUAGUUUGAGGCACGAUACGAGACGACGUUUUUAAAAAUCAAAAUAUAAUAUAUAUACGUAGAAACCAUCGAAAAAUGUGCGACGUUUCAGAUCAACGACCGACGCUUCAGUACAUAUAGAUAACAAUAAUAUUAUGUUUUCGUUUAGUAUAUUAUAAUAAUAUACGCGUAUGAUAUUAGUUUGUCGAGAGUGGAUUUAUAAUAAUAUUAUUCAUUUGACACAAAAUGCGGACGUUUUUCUUUCCACAUUUACAAUUGUCCAAUUAAAAUAUCGAAUAAUUUUAAUAACAUAAAUUAUAUCAAUAUGAACACGAAUACACGAUAUUAUAAUAUUAUACAGACGGAGCUAUACUCAUUAGCUAUUUGUAAAAUAAUAUCUCGGGCGGGUGUGGCAACACAAUUAAAAUACGUCGAUUGUGGACGGUAAGCGUCGUCGUACAGUGGGUCUGUGUGCACAAGAUUAUCCGUCCGAUUUUCGUAGUUUCUUUUCAAUCGUUUGAUCCGUUUACCGCUGUGAUCCGUCUCGAAAAAAAUUGCAUCGUCGACAACCGACGGCGACGUCUGAAUAAAAAAAAAAUAUGAAUAAAUAAAUAUUGUAAUAAUUUUAGUGUUUUACGUGUGUUGUAUAAUAUUAUGAUUAUAAUAUGUAAUGGUACCCAAUAUGGCGUCAUCGUUUAUAUAGGAGAAAAGUACUAUAAUUAAUAUAAUAUAUAAUAUACCUACUUAGACGUAAUAUUAUAUUAUAUAGUAAUAAUAUAUUAUAAAUAAUAAUAUACAAGGUGAUUCUUUAGAAUGUAAGCACUUUUUUCCUAGAAAAUUAUCGACAUUUUUGGAAAUAUUGAUUUUACAUAAAAUUGUAAGUUAUUUAAUAACUAUAUUUUGUAAAGGAAAAUUAAAUCAUUAAGUUUUUACACUUUUGAAUGGCAGCAAUACAUUUAUACCUAAUUUACAUUUUCGUAUACUGAGGCAAAACACUUUUCUUAGAAUUUAAAUAAUACAUUAAUAUUGAUUUUUGAACGAGUAUAGUUAAUAUUCAUUUUACUUAUAAGUUAUAAGUAUUUAGUUCUGGUGAGCAAAGUGGAGCGUGACACAGGGGUACGCCACAAAGUUAGUCCUUUGUACACUAUCCUCUCAUUUAUAUAUUGGUAUAAUCCAUAACAAAUAAAUUUGAUGACGUAAUAUUAAAAAUUAAAAUAAUAUAGGUACAUGGGAUGCAUGUCAGAGAAAUACAAAUGACCACAACGAGUGGCACGUAUGAUAAAGGUAAUAUUGCUUAAAUAAAUUGUUUGUCACGUCAUUAAAUACCUAUUAAGUUAUAACUAAUUAACUUCUCGUUCAAAAUUAGAUUUUUAAAAUACAUUAUUGAAAUCUAAAAACUUAUAGUUUAAAACUGAUAGUGAUAACAAAAAUAAAUUCUUUUCCAAAAAUGUUUUUGAAAUUAUGGAAAAAAAAGAUUCCAAAAACAAUAGUUUGGGAAAUUUGGUGUUAUAAAGAAACACCUUGUAUACAUGAACAUCGAAACGCCCUGCAAUCGGGAUUUUUACGUGUAUAAUAAUAAUAAUAUAUAAAAUAUGUGAUUUGCGGAGUUAGCCGAAACAACCGUUCGCACAUCGGUAAAAUAUUUUGUAAAUAAUACAAUAAUUAUAACUGCAUGACGAAUAUAAAAAAAAUAUUUAUAGUGUUAGACGAGUUAUAAAGUUAUUAAUUAUUCUUAUUAUUAUUGUACACACUAAGAAAUAGUGAAAAUCAUCGUGUACACAUUAAUAAUUAGUUGUGUUUGUUUGUGGAUUUUUUUUAUACAUAAUAUAACGUAUUAUAAUA